AAUGGUUUGCGCCAGUGCAUACGCCUCAGAGCCGAGUCGGCUCUUCUUCAUUUGGAACUUGACGCACAUCAGACUGCAAUGGACCACUUCAGAGGAUGGACACAUGAAUCGAGGUGCUCGCUGCGAACGGCUCUAAAAUGCUGCCCUGGAAGAAGAAUAAGUUCGACCUGAUCGAGGAAGACAAACAGUCCAAACAGAAGGGCUAUGCGGUGAGUCUCAACUACUCGGCGCUCACCUCAUUCGCCAAGUCCUGCCCGGAGAGCGCGCUCAACCGGGUGGGCAAUAUGUUCAAGUCCAAGCGGAAAAAGUUCAAGAUCACCAGCGACGAUCCCACCUAUACGGUGCUCUACCUGGGCAACGCCACCACCAUACAGUCCAAGGGGGACGGCUGCACCGACGUGGCGGUGAGCAAGAUCUGGGGCAAGAGUGACAUGGGCAAGAACGGCACCAAGAUGCGGCUCACCAUCAGCUCGCAGGGCAUCCGCAUGGUGCACGUGGACGACAAGGCAAGAAGACCGGGACACUUGUACCUGCUGCACCGGAUAACUUACUGCGUGGCGGACCCGAGGCUGCCCAAGGUGUUCGCGUGGAUUUACCGGCAUGAGAUGAAGCACAAGGCGGUGAUGCUGCGCUGCCACGCCGUGCUCGUGUCCAAGCCGGAGAAGGCGAAAGCAAUGGCCCUGCUGCUCUACCAGACCUCGGCUACGGCUCUGGCGGAGUUCAAGCGCCUGAAGCGAAGGGACGACGCUCGGCACCAGCAGCAGCAACUCAUCGGGGAGCAAACAAUCCCCCUGGCGCCCCUUAGGAAGCUGCUGAACGGCCAAUGCUACUACAAGCCGCCGGUGGAGCGCAGCCGGAGCGCACCGAAGCUGGGCUCCAUCACGGAGGACUUGGCCGGGGAGGAAGAGGAAGAAAGAGCCAUGCACUUUGAAUGUGAGGACAUUCUGGACACAGAUGAAUGUGUGCCCAAUGGCAAACAGGAGCUCACGCAGAUUAUCAACGAUUUGGGGGAGAUGAGCAUAGGCAACGACGUGCAGACACUGAAAGCUGACCUCAAAGUUACCAGACUACUGUCGGGGGAGAGCACGGGGAGUGAAUCGUCCAUAGAAAGCAGCCAUGAGCUCCACGCACUCUCCAAUGGCUUCGAGCAGAUAAAAGUACAGUGAAGAAUAUGAAACUGAGCCAUUGUUGUGUGUUGAGCCAAUGUGUCUCCUCCAAGGCACAAACCGACUUGUUGACAGCAUAUGGAGACUUUCUUAAACGUGUGCCUCGACAACCAUGUCAGGAGGGGUGGAAAAAAGCACUGACAGGAUUUGGGAGCUAUCAUGACAUUUAGGAGUGUGUUCAGAUGUCUAUUUGGGGAUGUGUGCUUUUUUAACCUGCCAAAUUCAACACACACAGGACUAAUCACCCUCUCUUUUAUUUAAGAGGAUUUGCCUCAACACUUGUUUACCCAAGUGGUGAAAAUAACAUCAUCUGUUGAAAACGUGCCCACUAGGACCCCCAAAUAUUUUGUUUAGUUUUUUUCUUCUAUAGUGGUGGGGCCCCCUAGUGUCCGUAUGCCCUAUAUGGCACGCCAAGUGUGUUUGUUCCCACCUGCCAUGCAACAUUUAACCUACACAUGCUCAUAAAAUAUGAUAUUUGGUCAUAUUUUUCAGGUUCCCCACCCCUGCCUUAAACCAAUGUUUGAGUUGACGACCCCUUCUUUUCUGUAAUUUUGCACUGUUGUGGACUUUACUCGUGUCACAUUGACGACAAUGUGCAAAAUGUCUGUUGUUAUGUUGUCUUAAACAUAAAUGUCAUAUCUUUGCUGUGCAAAAGAAAAAAAUAACACCAAGAUGUAAGGUCAAAUGUUUUAAAGUAUGAAUUAAAAAUGUAUUUUUUUCUAAAUAAUA
Molecule: messenger RNA, 1895 nt
Organism: Syngnathus acus (greater pipefish)
Lineage: Eukaryota; Metazoa; Chordata; Actinopteri; Syngnathiformes; Syngnathidae
Gene: fam43a
Product: family with sequence similarity 43 member A
Exons: 2
Coding region: 138-1166 (342 amino acids)
Source: RefSeq, a predicted model, not a curated record